AUGAAGAAUGAAACAUUUAUAGCUUACUUUGUAAUCAAGGGAUUUUCAGUGGGCUCAUCAAUCAACAUCAUCAUUUUUGUGAUACUGCUAUUAACCUUCUUUUUUACAAUAUUUGCAAACUUUUGCAUAAUAGUUAUAAUAUGUACAGAUUACAACCUUCAGUCGCCUAUGUAUUUGUUCUUGGUAAGUCUUUCGUUUCUAGAAAUAUGUGCUAUUUCAGUUAUUCUCCCUAAAUUUAUGACAACGCUUAUAACAAAGAAGACAAGAAUAUCAAAUGCUGGAUGCUUCACACAAUCAUUUUUCUACUUUUUUCUUACUACUUCUGACUUUUUCCUUUUGAGUGUUAUGUCAUUUGACCGUUAUGUGGCCAUAUGCUACCCACUCAGAUAUUCCACCAUCAUGAGAAAAAGUACCUGUAUCCAUUUGGUGGCUGGCUGCUAUAUUUUAUCAUUUUUAUGCCUUCUUUAUCCCACCAUAAUGAUGUCGAACCUACCUUUUUGUGGUUAUAUGCUGGAUCAUUUCUAUUGUGAGAGCACGGCCAUGUUGAAACUUAUCUGUGUUGACACCAGUUUAAUCAAACUCUCUGCAAUCAUCAUUUCUGUUUUUGUCUUAAUUGGUCCUUUAACAAUUACAGUAAUAUCUUACAUUUGUAUUGUUUACACUGUAAUAAAAAUCCCAUCAGACAGAGGUCGCCAGAAAACAUUUUCAACAUGCUUGUCUCACUUGACAAUGGUAUCUAUAGUUUUUGGAAGUGCAAUAUUCAUUGAAAUCAGGCCAUCAAGAGAGUACUCUUUAGAAACAGACAAAGUGGUAAACCUGGUAAGCACUGUACUUGGACCUUUACUAAAUCCUUUUAUUUAUACACUUAGAAACAAAAAUGUAAAAGACUCUAUAAAAAAAAGAAAAUGGAACAAUAAUUGGAAGUUUUGA
Molecule: messenger RNA, 930 nt
Organism: Bombina bombina (fire-bellied toad)
Lineage: Eukaryota; Metazoa; Chordata; Amphibia; Anura; Bombinatoridae
Product: olfactory receptor 6M1-like
Exons: 1
Coding region: 1-930 (309 amino acids)
Biological process (GO): G protein-coupled receptor signaling pathway
Cellular component (GO): membrane
Molecular function (GO): G protein-coupled receptor activity; olfactory receptor activity
Source: RefSeq, a predicted model, not a curated record